Molecule: messenger RNA, 1473 nt
Organism: Boeremia exigua
Lineage: Eukaryota; Fungi; Ascomycota; Dothideomycetes; Pleosporales; Didymellaceae
Exons: 2
Coding region: 297-1250 (317 amino acids)
Source: RefSeq, a predicted model, not a curated record
CUUGCAAUUGCGAGUUCAGAUUUAGAGCCUGAGAGGACGCGGACAUGAGCGUGGGUAUGUGCGGUAGAGUUGCUGUCCUGCCCGGUGCCGUCGCUGUCCUGCGCGGGAACGGUGUCCGACAGGCCUCUGUACGCCCGAUCGGGCGCCUCAUCGUGAAGGCGCACGGCUGGAGAUUACUCGCGACAUUGUCACAAACGGCAUGGCCCUGACGACCCCGGCCGCUCAGGCCCUAAUAGCUCGUCUGCGCCCGAGGACCAUGCUCGAUCCUCUCUCCACGCCAGUUUGACCCGCUCACCAUGCGCGCGCUCGUUCGACUUGUGACGGCUCUGGCCUGCUCCACCGCUGUCGCCGCCGCCCAAUGCUACUUCCCCAACGGCAACGCUGUCGACUCGGACACGGCCUGCAACCCAAAUGCCCUCGUUUCUGCGUGCUGCUACGACAACCAGGCGUGCUUGUCGAACGGAUUGUGUGUGUCCGACCCUCACGACCCUGUCAAAGCGCGUCUGCACCGGGGCACAUGUACGGAUGAAAAUUGGAAGUCGGGGAACUGUCCGCGCCAGUGUCUAGACAUCGACAACAACGGCGUGCCCGUGUACAGCUGCAACUCCACCACCACCGACUCGUACUGCUGCUACGAUGGCUGCGACUGCAGCGCCGGCUCCGCGUCCGAGGUCUUCACCUUCGCCCAGUCCCCCGCCGACGUCUACACCCUGACCAUCAUCGGCGAAUCCUUCACCCAGACCCGCACCUCCACCGCCUCGUCCUCCACGAGCACCACCAGCGCGUCAUCAGGCGCCUCGUCCGCACCCUCCAGCGCCCCAGCCUCCGCCAGCGCAUCCCCCUCGACAUCAUCCCCCGCCACCGCCGCCACAACAACCACCACCCCCGCCCCCCUCGAACCCGCCGCCAGCAAACCCAACACCACCGCCCUGGGCGUCGGUCUCGGCGUCGGCAUCCCCGCCGCCGCCGCCCUCGCCGCGGGCAUCUUCUUCCUGCUGCGCCGCCGCCGCAACCGCAACCCUUACGCGCCGCCGUCCGAGCUCGCCGCCGACGAAUACGCACUCGACCCGGCGCCCAGCACGAAGUACGGUCACAUGGCGGAGGCGGAGGUGCCGCCCGAGUCGCCGCCGGCGAUGCACGAGCUGGGCGGGCAGAUGAAUGAGAAGCCGGUUGAGUUGCCGGCGCCGGUGCCCGAGCCCGUGGAGUUGGAGUCGCCGCGGAGUCCGGGGGGGAGGGGGCGCGUGGGUUGAGCGGGGGGUGUGAUGUGCGCUGGAGGCGUGCGUGGAAUGGACAGAGAUGCAGGCAGAUGCAGACGCGGAUGCGGAUGCGUCCCAGUGGCGCGAGGUCUUGCGCUGGACGAUAGCGGAGAGAGCUGCACGGCUGCAGAAUCCAGAUACCCACCUUGCAAUAGGAUACCCACCUAGACCCAGACAGAUAAUUCAAUACCUACCAAUCCCAUCCAGACCACUCACC